This is a messenger RNA of Guillardia theta CCMP2712, 888 nucleotides long. RefSeq lists its product as hypothetical. The record is from RefSeq and is a predicted model, not a curated record. Bases 33 to 809 code for a protein of 258 amino acids. Lineage: Eukaryota; Cryptophyceae; Pyrenomonadales; Geminigeraceae. Gene Ontology annotation, biological process: protein phosphorylation; MAPK cascade. Gene Ontology annotation, molecular function: MAP kinase kinase activity; ATP binding. The transcript is spliced from 16 exons.
AUGGAUCGCCGACAACAGUUGCUGUGAAGGUCAUGCAUACUGUUCACGAUCCCGACCUGCGGAGACAGCUAUUUGCCGAGCUGCAGAACAUUUGCCCGAAGUUGCAAGCGAAGCCCUGCAGGAACAUUGCGAAGAUUUUCGAUGUUCUCUACAACAAGGACGGAGAUCGGUUAUUCAUUGUGUUGGAAUUCUGCAACGUUGGCUCGCUGGACAGGGUGAUCAAGACCUGUGGGCCGGCACCUGAGGCGAUGCUCUCAGUUAUCGUUAGACAGCUCUUCUUUGGGCUCUCGUACCUUUUCGAGGCAGGGAUACAGCAUCGGGACAUCAAACCGGCCAACAUUCUCAUGAACAGCAAGGGGGAAGUGAAGAUCACAGACUUCGGCUCGAGCAAGGCAGAUGUGAAGUCAGAGACGUUCUGCGGAACGACGAGAUACAUGUCACCGGAGCGGCUCAACGGGAAUACAUACGGCUGGCAGGCAGACGUGUGGGCGGCUGGCGUCGUCAUGCUUGAGGCUGGAAUGGGAAAACAUCCUUAUCAGGCCGUCUACGGCGAGGACUGCAGUUUUGUCGCAAUGCUGGAGUACACACAGAAGCCAAUGCCACAACUUGGCGAGAACUACUCUGAAUCCGCAAGAAAUUUCGCAAGCCUCUGCGUCGUAGAGAAUCCUAUGUUGCGACCGAGCCCUGUUCAGCUUCUCCCGGGAGGAGAGUCAGAUCUUUCGUGCGCCCAUCCCUUCAUUGCAGAGCAUUCGAGUCUUACCAGCAUCAGCUUGCUUCCUUACAUAUCGAGAGCGAUGAGCGGGAUGUGACAAAGGCAUCGGCAACAAGGAAUUUGUACAUUAAUCUACUGAGGGAGGAGGGGGCAGGCAAAUUCAACAGCUCUUCCUC